Messenger RNA from Esox lucius (northern pike), 1990 nucleotides. Its product is annotated as H-2 class II histocompatibility antigen, A-U beta chain. NCBI's taxonomy places the organism in Eukaryota, Metazoa, Chordata, Actinopteri, Esociformes, Esocidae. Gene Ontology annotation, biological process: peptide antigen assembly with MHC class II protein complex; positive regulation of T cell activation; antigen processing and presentation of exogenous peptide antigen via MHC class II. The record is from RefSeq and is a predicted model, not a curated record. The transcript is spliced from 6 exons. Gene Ontology annotation, molecular function: nucleic acid binding; MHC class II protein complex binding. Bases 16 to 1005 code for a protein of 329 amino acids. Gene Ontology annotation, cellular component: MHC class II protein complex; membrane.
AUUCACACUUUCACAAUGUGUACUGUGUUUGUUAUCCUGCAUUUAGGGGUCAUUUCAGCACUAGUCCAAGCUCAACAUGUAUUCAAUGUUAUGAUAAAACGUUCUAAAACUGAGGAAUUUAAAAUGACAGCGUGCGCAGACGGUGAAGAAUACCUCUACGUAGAUUUAGACAAUCGAAAAGUAGUGAUAACAGCACCAGAAUUCGGCGAGGAAAUAGAGUGUCCUAUAUGUUCGCUCGCUGCAGAAAAUGGAAGAAUUUAUACAAAAGAACUUUCCAAUAUCUUCGGUUUAGAUACCCCAGAAGAUAAAGUUCCCCCUGAUGUCAUGCUGUAUCCCAAGGAAGAAGUGAAGCAGGGAGUAAACAACUCUCUUGUCUGUUUCGUCAAUAAUUUUUUUCCUCCACCUGUUCAAGUCAAAUGGACAAAGAAUGAUGUGAAUAUCACAAAGGAAGUGAAAUUGAGUCCGUAUUUCUUCAAUACUGACAUCACCUUCUACCAUUUUUCCACCCUGACCUUUGACCCAGAAGACGGGGACCUAUACACAUGUACUGUGGAGCAUCCAGCCCUGGAUGAACCUUUAACCAGGAAAUGGGUGCAGCCGUACGUACGUCUAAGUGUCGAGAAGCACCCCAGUGACAGACACCCCACCAUGCUGAAGUGCAGCGCCUACAAGUUCUACCCCAGAAAAAUCAGAGUGACCUGGUUGAGGGACGGACAGGAAGUGCCCAUGUCAUCUACUGAGGAGCUGGCGAAUGGUGACUGGUACUACCAGAUCCACUCCUACCUGGAGUUCACGCCCACACCAGGAGAGAAGAUCUCCUGCAUGGUGGAACACCCCAGCCUCACCGAGCCCAUGAUCCUCCACUGGGACGAGUCUCUGCCUGAGUCUGGGAGGAGUGACCUAGUCGUUGGCGUGUCUGGCCUGGUACUGGGGGUGAUCUUUGCUGCAGCCGGACUAAUCUUCUACCACAACAGGAGGAAGACGAGUGGUGAUAACAGCAUGUGAAACCCCAGAACCAAACCCCAUCGUCCUGCAUGCUUUCUCCUAGUGUUUUCCUAGGUUGACCUGUUGCUGACAAACCCUGAGGCUGACUUCCACAGUGUAGCAUACAACAAACAAACCUACUUCAGGAGACACUCUUCGCUUGAAUGAUGCAACUCAUGGUCCACCUUUAAUGAAUGAAAUUCAAUUUUACAAAUCCCUCCAAUACUUUUGGAAUAAAUAUAUCUCAAUAACAAAUUAACAUUUAAUGUAGGAGGUGUUAUGCUUUCUAUGUGUCAAGUCUCGAAAUCAAAUAUAGACAAAUGCAUUUGUCAUAUUAUGAGCCACGCCUAUCCAUUAUUGUUUUGGAAACUGCACAAGCUGAAACACAAUGCAGUGCCUUAUGGCAGUGAUUCUCAAUAUUUUUACAUUGCGUACUACCUCAGACAAAAUUUCACUGAAUAUAUAUUCACUAAACUGAGCACCAUGUACCACCAGUGGUAGAUGUACCAUAGUUUGAGAACCAGUGCAUUAUGGGAUACCCCUUUGCUAGGGGAGGCACCAUUGGUGCACAUGGAAAAAGGCCAAUGGUGGGUCCACUUUCACCUACAAUCUUGUAUCUUUGUACUUGGAGAUAAUGUAAACUAAAUAUAAAUUUUGUUAUGAUUCCCACUGUAUGAGGAAGUAUGAAAAAGGAAGCAUGGAAGAUUUAAUUACCUAAGAGUGGAUAGGCAUGUGUGGUUGUAAAAUGUACUGUGUAAAAUAAAAAACAAAUGAAAUCCCAUGAUUAAAGCUUACAUCAGUCUCUUAAGAAGAGUCUGUAUCCAAUAAACAUUCAUGUCAAAUUUAACCACACACAAAAAACGUCCUUCACUGUUUUGGUUUGCUUUUAUUUCUAUUCAUAACUGUUUAGUUGGUUCUUCACUCCUUUGUUUGUAUUAUUUUCAUGCAUUUCUCUUAGAAGAAACAAAGCACAUCCACUAAUAAAGGUUUUGUGAAAUCUCCUGUA